Mugil cephalus (flathead mullet) is the source of this 2664-nucleotide messenger RNA. RefSeq names its product MRE11 homolog A, double strand break repair nuclease (gene mre11a). The coding region runs from base 129 to 2234 and encodes 701 amino acids. The transcript has 20 exons. Gene Ontology annotation, cellular component: Mre11 complex; nucleus. Gene Ontology annotation, biological process: mitochondrial double-strand break repair via homologous recombination; mitotic intra-S DNA damage checkpoint signaling; double-strand break repair via nonhomologous end joining. Gene Ontology annotation, molecular function: manganese ion binding; DNA endonuclease activity; 3'-5'-DNA exonuclease activity. The record is from RefSeq and is a predicted model, not a curated record. Lineage: Eukaryota; Metazoa; Chordata; Actinopteri; Mugiliformes; Mugilidae.
GCGUGGUGCGGGUUAGCGAGAGUUGCCGGGAUUUUUCACAGCAUGUUUGGUUGUUGAGAGACCUCAGAGGAGAAGAGGCCACUCGCUGACCACCUGCCAGAACAGAUCUUUCAUUUUCCAACUUCACCAUGUCCUCUGAGAGCACCCUAGAUGAUGAGGACACCUUCAAGAUCCUGAUCGCUACAGACGUUCAUCUCGGCUACCUUGAGAAGGAUGCCAUCCGCGGCAAUGACUCUUACAACACGCUAAAUGAAAUCCUGGAGUGUGGCAAGAAAAACCAGGUAGAUUUCAUCCUCCUGGGCGGUGAUUUGUUCCAUGAGAAUAAGCCAACACGCAGAUGUCUCCACACCUGCAUCAGUAUGCUAAGAAAAUACUGCAUGGGAGAUUCGGCCGUGCAGUUCAACAUCAUCAGUGACCAGACCGUCAACUUCAACACAACCCAGUUCCCGUGGGUUAAUUAUCAGGAUGAGAACCUGAACAUCUCCAUUCCUGUGUUCAGCAUACAUGGUAAUCACGAUGACCCAACUGGGGCCGAAGGUUUGUGUGCACUGGAUCUGCUGGCCGCCUCUGGUCUCGUCAAUCACUUUGGCCACUCCAACUCAGUGGAGAGGAUAGAGAUCAGUCCCAUUCUCUUGCAGAAAGGCAGCACCAAACUGGCCUUAUACGGCCUUGGUUCUAUCCCAGAUGAGCGCUUGUACAGGAUGUUUGUCAACAACCAGGUCACCAUGCUUCGCCCCAAAGAAGACCAAGAUGAGUGGUUUAACCUCUUUACCAUUCACCAGAACAGGAGUAAGCACGGUCCCACAAACUACAUUCCUGAGCAGUUCUUGGAUGACUUUAUUGACCUGGUGGUGUGGGGCCACGAACAUGAGUGUCUGAUCGCGCCAACCAGAAACGAGCAGCAGCUCUUCUACGUGACACAGCCCGGCAGCUCCGUAGCUACUUCCCUCUCGCCCGGAGAGGCUACCAAGAAGCACAUAGGGCUGCUGAGGGUGAAAGGUCGAAAGAUGAACCUGCAAAAGAUCCCCCUAAAGACCGUGCGGCAGUUCUUCAUUCAAGAUGUGGUGCUGGGUGACUACGAAGACAUGUUCACACCUGAUACACCUCAGGUCACAAAGAAGGUGGAGGACUUGUGCUAUGCAAAGGUCUCAGAGAUGUUGGAAGAAGCGGAAAGGGAAAGACUUGGAUGCCCACUCACCCCAGAGAAACCUUUAAUCCGCCUGAGGGUGGACUACACUGGAGGGUUUGAGACGUUCAACACCUCUCGCUUCAGUCAGAAGUUUGUGGACCGCGUGGCCAACCCUAAAGACAUCAUUCACUUUCUCAGGCGGCGCGAGCAAAAAGAGGACAUCAAAGAUGAGGUCAAUAUUGACUAUAGCAAGCUGUUAAAACCCACUGCUAUUGAAGGUCUGAGAGUGGAGGACCUAGUUAAACAGUACUUUGAGGCAGCUGAACAGAAGGUACAGCUGUCUCUGCUGACUGAGCAAGGCAUGGGAAAGGCCAUUCAGGAGUUCGUAGAUAAAGAUGAGAAGGACGCCAUUGAAGAGCUGAUCACUUACCAGUUAGAGAAGACACAACGCCAUCUUCAGGCCAGAGGAGUAACUACAGAACAGGAUAUAGACACUGAGGUCCGGCUAUUCAGAGACGCCAAAAAGAACACGACCGAGGAAGAGAAUGAGAUCAGAGAAGCUAUCAGCAGAGCCAAAGCACACAGAUUGGAGCGCGGCGAUAACCCAGUGGAUCCAGAUAUAUCAGACGAGCUUUUAGAUGAGGCCAUGGACGAUGACGAUGGCUCGGUUGCUUUUCCUGCCCCUACGCGAGGCAGAGGACGAGGCAGAGGGCAGGGCAGCCGCGGCCGGGGGAGUCGGGGAAGGGGGAGAGGUGCAGCCGCCUCUGAACCAAAGCCAGCUGGUCGGGCUCGUUCCCAGAAAUCCUCAACGACGACCCAAAGCAGAAGCAUUGUCCAAGCAUUUCAAGCUCCGUCCCAGAGAUCAUCUCGGACUACAGCCACCAAAUCCUAUGUAGUAGACGAGGUGACCAUUGAUGACUCAGAUGAAGACUUACCUUAUAUGAAAACUACUCGUCCCCCUCCAAAACAGUCAGUGGUGUCAUCGUCCUUUACUAAAUACAGCUCCCAGAGCCAGAGCCAGUCGUCUCGAGGAGUUGCGUUUGAUGACAGUGACGAUGAUGAGGAUAACCCAUUCAAAGGUCCCAGCGAUCGUUCGCGGAGAUAACCACAAGUGCAUCCGUCUGUCUGACACGUAUUGAUUGAAGUAGUUGAUUUUCAAACAAAAUCUGUAAGUACUGUUUAGCAAGUGAGCUACUGCAGUUUCGUUGUGAGGGACAAAGUGCAUUCUUACUAUUUUCUCAGCACGCAGUCUUCCUCGUGUUAACAAUAAUACCUCUGAUCAGCUGGUGUGUGGCUAUGGAUAAUAAAUAACCAUUCAGUUAGUGUUUUUUUUGGUGAAACGUGUCAGGCGGAGCAAGGUGGAGGAAAGACUUUCAGUAUGUCGUCUUGCUCAUUUGCUAAUCCCCAACUGAACCUUACCUGAGUGGAUAUGAUACUGUACAUCAACAAUGACCAGUGGUGAUUUUAUUUGUCACUGGCCCUUGUAGUGCUUUAAUUCAGCAAAUAAAAAAAUAAAAAUAGAGUUUUUUGAUAUU